UUGGGGGGAAUUUUGGGGGGAAUUUUGGCUGCCGGGUGGCGGCGGCUCCAUUUGGCAGCGCAGCAGCGGGGACCUAUUUCUGUCACCCUUCUGCCGAGGGGAGGGCUCGGUUUUUUCGGGGCUGCUCGGCUCCCGUUUCCCAGGGAGGGGGAGCUGCCGAUCGCAUGACUCAGGGUGCUGGAAGGAAAAGCGCGAUGAAAACACCGGGGCUCUCGGCUCCCACCUCCUGUCUCUCCCUGCCGCAGCCAGAGUUCAUCCAGCUGUUUCCUCCAGCUCCAAACCCGCUGCUAAAAAUACUCCGGAAAACUCGGCGAUGCUGGCAUUCCAGCGUCAUCCCGAGGAGCUGCCCAGGUGCUUCCUGUGCUGGACCAGGGUUUGGGAUGGGUCGGGAGGAGGAUGAGGAUGGGGCUGCUGAGUCAGAGCUGCGAAUGCCACCCCUGGGAAUGACCAGAUCCACCCCAGCCCCGGGCUGUUCCUGGUCCAGCGGGGAAAUUUUCCUGCUCUCCCACUCCCCAGCUCCUCCCCAGCCUGGAGCUGCCCACCAGGCGAGAUUUGGGCGGCUGGAGCAUCCCCAAUCACCCCUGAGAUGCGGAUCCUGGGGGCUGGGCAGGGCAGCAGGAUGUCCCCGUGCUCAUUUGUCCUGUUGGCUGCUGGACACAGUCGGAUUUGGGGGAAAGGCUGGAUUUGGGGUGGUCCUGGGAGGGUGGAUUUGCUUUGCCAGAGCAACAGGAAAGAGAAGCAGGGAUGUGGUGGCUUUUCCUCCACACCAUUCCUGCGUGGAUUCAGCUGGCACUGCCCCGUGUGAUCCAUCAGUUCUCCCUGAAUUAUCUCCUGCUCCCAGCCUGAAAGGAGAGAGCUCAUGUGUUGUGAUUCCAAGAAAAACCAGGACAAUCCACUCUGCCCGGUGUUCUGCUCCUUUUUUUCCCCCUUCUCUUCGGUGUCUCCCAUCCUUGGGCAGCCCCCAUCCCUGGAAUUGCCCCUGGAUGCCGAGAUCCAGGUGCUCUCCCUGCAAUCCCAGCCCAGCAGGGAAUUACCUCGAGGAGCACUUUCCUUUCGGACUGUCCAUUUUAACCCCCUCUUCCUUCAUUUAAUUCCAUCCUUCCUCCCUCUCAGCCCCGGGAGCACAUCCCGAUAUCCGCACAGAACUCGUCUUUAAUUCGCCUCCGCUAUCAAAAAGAGGAGGGAAAAAGAAGAGGCCACAAUUUGUCUGACGGGAUCUUUGUCUCCCUCUCAUCCCAAAGUGCUUCCCAGAGCCCCGAGUCCGUGCUGGC
Molecule: messenger RNA, 1271 nt
Organism: Prinia subflava (tawny-flanked prinia)
Lineage: Eukaryota; Metazoa; Chordata; Aves; Passeriformes; Cisticolidae
Exons: 2
Coding region: 165-1091 (308 amino acids)
Source: RefSeq, a predicted model, not a curated record